This is a messenger RNA of Cricetulus griseus (Chinese hamster), 3118 nucleotides long. Lineage: Eukaryota; Metazoa; Chordata; Mammalia; Rodentia; Cricetidae. The record is from RefSeq and is a predicted model, not a curated record.
GGCGGCCGGAGAAGCCGCCCUAUUCGUACAUCGCUCUCAUAGUAAUGGCCAUCCAGAGCUCGCCCAGCAAGCGCCUGACGCUCAGCGAGAUCUACCAGUUCCUGCAGGCGCGCUUCCCCUUCUUCCGCGGCGCCUACCAGGGCUGGAAGAACUCCGUGCGCCACAACCUGUCGCUCAACGAGUGCUUCAUCAAGCUGCCCAAGGGCCUCGGGCGGCCCGGCAAGGGCCACUACUGGACCAUCGACCCAGCCAGCGAGUUCAUGUUCGAGGAGGGCUCGUUCCGCCGGCGGCCGCGCGGCUUCCGAAGGAAAUGCCAAGCGCUUAAGCCUGUGUACAGUAUGGUGAACGGGCUGGGCUUCAACCAUCUCCCCGACACCUAUGGUUUCCAGGGCUCCGGAGGCCUCUCAUGCGCGCCCAACAGCCUGGCGCUGGAGGGCGGCUUGGGCAUGAUGAAUGGCCACUUGGCUGGCAACGUGGACGGCAUGGCUUUGCCUAGUCACUCGGUGCCACACCUGCCCUCCAACGGCGGCCACUCGUAUAUGGGCGGCUGCGGUGGUUCUGGAGCCGGAGAAUACCCGCACCACGACAGCUCAGUGCCCGCUUCCCCGCUGCUGCCGGCCGGCGCCGGCGGGGUCAUGGAGCCGCAUGCCGUCUACUCCAGCUCCGCAGCAGCUUGGCCGCCCUCGGCCUCCGCAGCUCUCAACAGCGGGGCCUCCUACAUCAAGCAACAGCCUCUGUCCCCUUGUAACCCAGCGGCCAACCCCCUGUCUGGCAGCCUCUCCACACAUUCCCUGGACCAGCCAUACCUGCACCAAAACAGUCACAACGGGCCAGCAGAACUGCAAGGAAUCCCUAGGUAUCACUCACAGUCGCCCAGCAUGUGUGACAGAAAGGAGUUUGUCUUCUCUUUCAAUGCCAUGGCAUCUUCCUCUAUGCACUCUACUGGUGGAGGGUCCUACUACCAUCAGCAGGUCACCUACCAAGACAUCAAGCCAUGUGUGAUGUGAAGCCGAGGCCAUGGGCCCUCCAGCCCAGCCUGGCCGGCCCAGGGACCAGGAGCCCACCACCACAAACUGCUUUACUCUGGAGGUAUAACCGUCAGCAAGAGGAAAGGGCCUGUCCCCUUCCCUAACGGAUUAUUUGGAGAGAAAACCCCAACACAGACCUAGCGCUGUGGUCGGCGACUCCACCCCCCACUCACUCACUAAUUUCUAAAAAACAGUGGCCGUGGGGCCAGAUCAGACUGCAGCUGUAAGUAAAUAAAUACUUAUUUUCAACCCCAUUGAAAGCAGCCAUGAAGGUACUGUGUCGGGGGGGAAGCCAGCUACAUGGAAAGAAUUCUGCCGAGGUCUCUCCACCCCCGCCCACACACACACCAAGGGACAAUUUUUAGAAUCACGAACAUGUGAGACCAGUCAUUAUCAAAUGCUUUUAUUUUUGAUUGAAUAUUUAUCUUUUAAUUUUUAACUUUUUGAAAGAAUGUCUUGAAAUGCACAGUUCUCCCCUCAGCCAUUUUUUUCCCCUCCUGGAGAGGAGGAGGAGGAAAGGACCAGGCACGGCACCCCCUCUCCCAACCUGGGGUCUCCUCCAGCAGUCACAGGUGGAUCUUCAUGGAAAUGACGCCGAUACCUGGAGCCACUGUUUGUCUUUUAAAAAGGACAACAGGAGCUGAGAAGCUGCCCCAGCCUCCAUACCCUUCCAUCUUCUUCCUCCAGCGCCUUUCACUUUGUUUGGAGUUGCAUUUUGACUUCUUCAGAGGGUAUUUUUCUGCUUCCCAGUCUCUUCUGUAACUCUGAAAGGAAAUGAACACAGAAAGCUGCAGGGAUACGGAGGCUCGAUCAGGUGGUGUAGUUCAGGCGCCCUGACACCAUAGACAGGCUCAGCCUGUUAUUUAUUCUGCUUUCUUUUCCUGGUCAAAACACCACGUAGCUCUACCCUCCCAGUAUUAAUGGUGUGACUUGGUUGGCAAUAUUUGCCGUGUAGAGUUGUUUUUUUUUUUAUUUGAUAUCCAUUGUAAAUUUGAAGCAAAGACCAAUCCGUGUAAAAACAAAUUUCCAUAUGUUUUAUAUAAAUAUAUAUAUAAAUGAAGGACUGUCCCCCUUUUUAGUAUUUCGGCCGCAGAGGUGCGGUAUCUGUGACACAUAUUUUAAACCUCCUUCUGCACUGUAUAAGAGGACAAUCCGAGGGUAUGCUUUUUGUGUAUUUUUUUCCUACAAAAAGAACAAAAAUAAAAAUGUAUAACAUUUGUACAUGGCCUCUAAAACGCUUGUCGGUAGAAAUAAACUCGAAUGGCUACUUUGUUGGGGUAAUAGACCAAAUAAUUAUCCACCCCAAGAGCUUCAGCUCUCUGGACAAAAUUAAAUCUAGGAGAAUCUCAACUCCCCCCCCAUUAGCCCUCUUUUCAUUCUUCAUAGCAGAGUAACAUCUGGGUAGGGGUAACUCCCCCCCCCACACCGCUUCUAGGUUUUGAAGAUGAGCCUUCUGUCCCUCUAAAUGUCAUUUCUUGGUUUGAAGAAAUAAUCAAACAUUUAAAGAAAAAGGGUAGUCUUUCAUCCCUGUGCAAAAUCACACAAUCUCUACAUAUAUUUACGUGUAUUUUUUUCCUUCCACCCCCGAACCGGGUGUGCCGUUUACCCCACCUAGAGUAAGCCUUGACCUGCCUUACAUUCUGUUGUAGAUAAUGAAGCAACUUCAAAGUUGUGUUUGUUUGUUUUGUUUUGUCUAUUUUUAAAAAGUUGCCUGAUGCUCUUCCCCGUGGAGUCCUGUAAAACCCAGCCAGGAAGAGACCUUCCGUCCUUGGGUGCCCAGGACUCCACACCCAUGCUCCCGCCCCUAACAUAUUUCCCUUCUAAAUCGUAUUUUCCCUCCUCUCCUGGAGACAACGAACAGCUAAGCUCUGGACUCCCCUGACCACCAUCUCCAGCACCAACCGCCCACCUAGGAAAACAAACACAAUAAGCCGCAUUGUUCGUGCCGCGGUCCUGACCCACCGCAGUGUCUGUGCACCGUGGGGUCGCGCCUCAGAACCUGCUUCUUCUCAGACUUGACAUUCUGGACGGGAGGGUAAUUUCUCCGGUGCUCUGUUACAUCAAAAUUAUCAAUAAACUCGUCCCAGCAA